AUGAAGUCUCUUACCUUGCUCACAGCCUCGGCGCUGCUGGGCGCUGCCUCUGCGGAGGUUCACAAGCUCAAGCUGAACAAGGUCCCCCUGGACGAGCAGCUGAACGCAGCCAACAUCGACCGACAUGUUCAGUCUCUCGGUCAGAAAUAUUUGGGCUAUCGUCCUGCAUCUUCCUACCAGGACACCUCCAUCAAGCCCGAAGGUGGUCACAAUGUCCUGGUUGACAACUUCUUGAACGCUCAGUACUUCUCCGAGAUCAGCCUGGGUACCCCUCCCCAGACCUUCAAGGUCGUCCUGGACACCGGUAGCUCCAACCUGUGGGUCCCCUCUUCGCAGUGCACCUCCAUUGCCUGCUUCCUUCACAGCAAGUAUGACUCGUCCUCGUCGAGCACCUACAAGAAGAACGGCACCGACUUCGCCAUUCGCUACGGAUCCGGUAGCCUGAGCGGUUUCGUUUCUCAGGACACUUUGAAGAUCGGUGACUUGGAGAUCAAGCACCAGGACUUCGCCGAGGCCACUGAGGAGCCUGGUCUGGCUUUUGCUUUUGGCCGCUUUGACGGUAUCUUGGGCUUGGGCUUCGACACCAUCUCUGUCGACAAGAUGGUCCCUCCCUUCUACAAUGCUCUGGACCAGGGUCUCCUGGAUGAGCCCGUCUUUGCCUUCUACCUGGGCGACACCAACAAGGAAGGUGAUGACUCUGUGGCCACCUUUGGUGGUGUUGAUAAGAGCCACUACACUGGCGAGAUGAUCAACAUCCCUCUUCGCCGCAAGGCGUACUGGGAGGUGGACUUUGAUGCCAUCACGCUUGGCCAUAACACCGCUGAGCUUGAGAACACGGGUGUCAUUCUGGACACCGGCACUUCGCUCAUCGCCCUCCCCUCUACAAUGGCGGAGCUCCUUAACAAGGAGAUCGGUGCCAAGAAGGGCUUCACUGGCCAGUACACCGUCGAGUGUGAGAAGCGUGACAGUCUGCCCGAUCUCACCUUCACUCUGGCUGGACACAACUUCACCAUUACUCCUUAUGAUUACAUCCUCGAGGUUCAGGGCUCCUGCAUCAGCAGCUUCAUGGGUAUGGACUUCCCCGAGCCCGUUGGCCCCCUGGCCAUCCUGGGUGACGCGUUCCUGCGCAAAUGGUACAGCGUGUACGACCAAGGAAAGGGUUCCGUUGGCCUGGCCAAGGCCAAGUCCUCGUAA
Messenger RNA from Penicillium diatomitis, 1194 nucleotides. Its product is annotated as Vacuolar protease A. The record is from RefSeq and is a predicted model, not a curated record. The coding region runs from base 1 to 1194 and encodes 397 amino acids. Gene Ontology annotation, cellular component: fungal-type vacuole. The transcript is spliced from 3 exons. Gene Ontology annotation, biological process: proteolysis. NCBI's taxonomy places the organism in Eukaryota, Fungi, Ascomycota, Eurotiomycetes, Eurotiales, Aspergillaceae. Gene Ontology annotation, molecular function: aspartic-type endopeptidase activity.